Molecule: messenger RNA, 1137 nt
Organism: Lycium barbarum (goji berry)
Lineage: Eukaryota; Viridiplantae; Streptophyta; Magnoliopsida; Solanales; Solanaceae
Product: auxin-responsive protein IAA16-like
Exons: 5
Coding region: 110-778 (222 amino acids)
Biological process (GO): regulation of DNA-templated transcription
Cellular component (GO): nucleus
Molecular function (GO): protein binding
Source: RefSeq, a predicted model, not a curated record
UAAGCUCUACCAAGUCAAAGCUAGCUACUUAUUGUAUUUGCUUCUCCCCACCUAUAUAUUUUUAAACUUUCACUUUCUCUCAAACCAAAACCUCUCAAAAAUAACAAAAAUGGUAGUGAAAGAAGCAAAGAGUAAUAAGUUAGAUCUUGAGGAGACAGAGCUAAGGCUAGGGUUGCCUGGAAGAAAGGAUGAUCCUAUUAAUGCUAAUGGGAAAAGAGGCUUUAUUGAUGAUAAAGCAACUAUGGAUUUGAAGCUCAGCCUUUCUUCUGAUAUUAACAUCAAGAAUACUCAGCUGGAUUUCAAGAACUCAUCAGUUAAUGACAAGGCUCGAGUUGUGGGUUGGCCACCAGUGAGGUCCUACAGGAAGAAUAUUUUAGCUUCUCAUCAGAAGAGUGGAGCACAAGGCCAAGAGAGUGACAAAAUUGCCAAUGGUGUUUUAGUGAAGGUCAGCAUGGAUGGUGCACCUUACCUUAGAAAAGUGGACUUAAACAUGUACAACAAUUAUCAAGAAUUGUCUGAUGCCUUAGCCAACAUGUUCAGUUCCUUCACUAUUGUCCAAGGUAUGAAAAACUUCAUGAAUGAGAGGAAGCUGAUGGACCUUUUAAAUAGUUCUGAUUAUUUUCCUACCUAUGAAGACAAAGAUGGUGAUUGGAUGCUUGUUGGAGAUGUCCCGUGGGGGAUGUUUGUUGACUCUUGCAAGCGCUUGCGCAUCAUGAAAGGAACUGAAGCAAUAGGACUAGCACCUAGGGAUAUGGAGAAAAGCAGGAACAGAAAUUGAUGAAAUCAGGCAAUUUUUUUAUUUUUUUUUGUUAAUUGAAUAUAAUCAAUCAAAACUUCAUAUCGACUAUAGCUAGUGAUUGUCCGGAUCAGAUUGUGUGGUAUGUACCGCUACUAUAUUGUGAAGUGCUUGUAUGUAUUAACUAAUGAGUGUAGAAUAUUUCUGUAAUUAUCUAGAGCUAAAAUAUUUCUUGUUUAAUACUGACCUUACAAAUCGUUUGUCCAAUAAUUUAGUAUGAGUUGCUUAAUGCCUCGUUGUCAUUGUCUGUCAAAUUGUAUUAUUCUUUGCUAAUAAUAAUGAGGGCAAUUCAUUUCCCCCACACAUAUAUGGAGGGAGCAUAUUCAUGUGCAAUGUCUACC